Messenger RNA from Anolis carolinensis (green anole), 6034 nucleotides. Its product is annotated as alpha-1-antitrypsin. Lineage: Eukaryota; Metazoa; Chordata; Lepidosauria; Squamata; Anolidae. Bases 459 to 1766 code for a protein of 435 amino acids. The record is from RefSeq and is a predicted model, not a curated record. The transcript has 6 exons. Gene Ontology annotation, biological process: negative regulation of endopeptidase activity. Gene Ontology annotation, molecular function: serine-type endopeptidase inhibitor activity.
UUGGCAUACAAGUGUCCACAAAUAUAAACUCCAAAUUGGAUGCUACCACACCUGAGGAGAUCUUCAAUGUAUCAUGGAGUCAUUCCUUCAAAAAGAAAUUAUUUCAAGAAACCAAGAAACCCUGCCAAGCCUGCAAAUCCUCCCUAAUUUUCCUGGUAAACCAAAUUCUAUGAUGGGAUUGAUGCAUGCCUGAGAUACCAUCACAGGGAUGCCAUAAAAAGUCCUACUAGAAGCUGUAACCCAACAGAUGUUUCCUGUUCACCCUCCAUCUUGAUCUGAUACAGAGGAAGCCAGUGAUGAUGGUGAGGAACUUAAUCCCAGGACUAACAGGUCUAUGUGGGGACCUGCAGUCAGGUCCCAAGAUUUUUUACCUCCCAUUUUAAACCCGGAUUUUGGCACUGCCUGGAAGCGCCCUCAGAAGAACUACAGCUAGGGAUCACUGACUUAAGAGGGGCAAAAUGAGAAUUUUAUUCUUCCUGUUCUUUUUCAUUGUUGGGAGCCUUGCUAACAAUCCUUAUCCAGACAAUUCUGGUCAUCCUAACAAUAACAACAAUUGGAACAACAACUACCGAAAUGAAAUAUAUGGCAAUCGUGAAAAUCAGCCCAACACAAGAAAUCGUGAGAUGCCAAACCAGGUGCUAGUUAACAGUAAUUUUGACUUUGCAUUUAAGUUCUUCAGGGAGGUUUCUUCCAACAGAGGUCAAGGGUAUCAUUCCAGAAGGAAGAACAUUGUCUUCUCUCCCAUGUGCAUCUCCUCUGCCUUUGCCAUGCUGGCCUUGGGUGCCAGGGCCAACACCUUAGAUCAGAUCCUUAGAGGACUGGAUUUUAGGCCAUCAGAGAUCCAGGAAAAAACAAUCCAUGAAAGCUUCCAUGACCUCAUCUACAUGCUAAACAACGCAGGACCCGGCCUCCAGAUGGAGAUGGGCAAUUGCCUCUUUGUAGAAAAGAAGCUGCAUCCACAAGAGCAAUUCUUAUAUGGACUCAGAAAUAUCUAUGGAGGAGACAUUUAUUUGGAAAACUUUAAGAACACAGUCGAAACAGAACAGCAUAUCAAUGAUUAUGUUGAAAGGAAAACCCAUGGGAAGAUUGCCAGGCUUGUUGAUGGGGUGGACCCAAUUACUGAAAUACUAUUGAUUAGCUAUAUGUAUUUGAAAGCCAAAUGGAAGAAGCCUUUCAAUCCCAAGUACACUGAAAUGCAGAACUUCUAUAUAGAUAGCUACAAUGUGGUGAAAGUGCCUAUGAUGUUCCAGAUGGGCAUGUUUGAAGCUGGCCGUGAUGAUGAGCGUUCUUGCACUGUUUUGAAAAUGCCCUAUGAAGGGCACGCUGCUGCAUAUUUUAUCUUACCUGACAAAGGGCAACUGGACAAGGUGGCCAGAAGCUUAUCAUGUGGAGCCUUGAGAGCAUGGAAAAAAAUACUUACAAAGAGCUCGGUCAAUGUGUAUCUUCCAAAGUGCAUGGCUAUUGGAGAACUUCACCUGAAAGAUAUAAUGUACACUAUGGGUGUGGUUGAUGUCUUCACUGACAAAGCAGAUCUGUCUGGAAUCACAGGACAACCACGGCACAGGCUCUCAGAGGCCAUUCAUAAAGCAAUGAUGUUGAUAGAUGAGAGAGGAACAGAAGCCGCUGCAGCAUCCUCCAUGGACCUGGUACCAAUGUCUACACCUACCGUUCUGAAGUUUAACAUGCCUUUCAUAGCUAUGGUUGUAGAAGAAAAUACUGAGAGUAUCCUCUUCAUGGCAACAAUUAUAAAUCCAAAUGAGAAGUAGAGAGCCCAAAUACACCUGAUGAUUAUAAUUUGGCAUGUAUUUAAGAAACAUGUUGACUUAUUCCAAACUGAGUUUCCUAUUGUCUCCUAAUUUGCGUGGCAGUAUUUAAUUAGCUAGGGAGAGAAAGGAAGACAUUUGAUCCCUAAAAAGUCAGAAUUUGAUUGCUUCUCACAGUACCUCACUACAUAAUAGCUGGAAGAUGAUUUUGUCAACUUAUUUAUGUGGAUUGAAGGUGGAAUCCUGUUGGUGGACUCUGCUAGCAAUAGCUUAUUUACCAGAGUCACACAAUGGUCAUGACAAGACAGCAUCCAGUUAUUUCUCCUGUACCCUAUUCCUUUAAAGUCCCACUGCUUGCACCAAUGCUCUUCUUACUGUCAGGUGCUUUGCCAAUGUAGUUACACCAGUGUACUUCACCAACAGGAUUCCAGCUUGAGUCUACAGGUUGAACAGCCAAACUUGCAUGAUUUGCUUCCAAGCCAAAUUUUAUUGGCUGCUGUUCAAACCGCCUUCUUCUUCUAUACCAAGGCCAGGUCUACAAAAGCAUUUUCAGACAGUAGCCCUUUUUCCAUUGGAGGCAACUUGAAAUUUAUCUGCUGGCCAUUCUGCUAGAAACAGUCCUUAUUUUUCCCUUGUGGGUUGGAGUGGGUGGGUGAGUGGGUGGGGGGGGGUGAGAACAAAGUACAAAUACAAACGAAAUAGUUAAGAGACAGGAAAAUGCUAUACUAUCAAUAGGAGAUACCCUUUUCCUUGCUGCUGGGAAAUUAUAAAGGUCCAUGAUCAUACUUUUUAAAUUUAAGUUGCAGUUACCACAUAGAUUUAGCAUGCUUCUAGACAGCUCUAGAAAGCCUGUGUGCUUUGUGGCUAUACCAGAAGCCCUUGAAUUGUAUAUAGUUUGGGUUUCAAAGGGUCCUCUAUUUGCUCAGUCCCAGCCACGUGGCAUGCAUGUAUCAUGCAGCAAUCUUUCCUAAUCUGGAAUUAUCAAUGUGAGAUUUAACAAAACCUCACAGGGUUUUGGCCAAUAUGGGAAUGAUGUAGGAUAUAUAGUUAAUCAUAGGUUGGAGAUGUCAGGCUGAGAAAAGCUGCUGUAUAGUCAGUAUUUGUUUUCCAGCAUGAUGAAUCACAAGUUGUACAGGCAUGAAUUGCACUACAUUUCUCCUAUUGGUUACCCUACAUCUCCUUAUGCAGCAAAUGCCCCUUAAAGGAAUGUUAUAGAGCAGCACUUCCUACUCUAAGAAACUCCUUUACAUUUAAUAGUCUUGCUUUACAUUUAAAGGUUUGCAAAUAAUACCUAAAAUACAUAAAUAAACCGAUAAUGAGGAUGUCAUUUUAACAUACAACUGUAGAGUUUGGGGCCUGUUUAUACUGACAGCUAUGUCUGGGGCUACUCUGGAGCAUUUAUUCUUUCAGCAGGCCCUAGAGGCAACCAGAGGCAUCCAGUCAAACUCACUGUGGUGUUGCUUUGGUGUCCACACAGUCCAGCCAGGUCAAAGUUGCAUACCCCGCCUUUUUGCAGCCAUUUCCAGCCAGACAUAUAGCUCUGUGAUAACUCCUGGCCAUUGUGGGUUUCCUGUUUUGAUAUCAACAUUUUCAUGUGUUACUAACAGAAAGCUAAAGAGUGAAUUCCCUUCCUUUUUCUUAGUCAUACAAGACACCUCUGUUGAUGUCAAAAUGAGGUGGCCAUGAUGUUCCAGGAGCUCUCAAAGAACUCUGUAUCUGACUGGGAGUGGCAGUGGUAAUGGCGCAGACUGAUGAGCAAAGAGAAAUGGGAAUUGCUGCCAGUGCGUGUCUGGACAGUGGACUGGUCCAAUUUGGAACCAGUUCUGUUGUCCAAUUGCCCCAAAGAUGUAAGCUACUCCAUAGUUUCCAGAAAAACCCAGAGUAUCCCCCGACUUUGCUCAAAGCAAAGCAAAGUCUGUUUAAUCCUGUAAAAUCCAAGACUCACCAGAAGUUAGAACAAAUUGUGGGAAUGGCAAGAAGUGACUUCAAGUUUAGUCUGGGGUUUCUUGCACAUCCCAUAAGAGUGAAGCACACAUGUAGAUUCUACUUUCUACUUGAUGUUCUACUUGGAGCUCUGGCAUAAUGGAGCUUCAACUGCCUUUUACUUAUUCCUUUCUGUGAUCUUGUCUUUUAGCUGUGUUCAAGGUUCAAAACCAAAAACACAAAAAGCUAUUCAUUUUAGUGCAGAAUGUACAAGUGGACGGUGUAGUAUGACGGUCUUGAAAAAGUUUGUUUAGUCACCAACAGCUCUUUGGUACUUAUUGGCUCACAGUGGAUCUUAGGCUUUGUAUUGUGUACACACCUAAGCGUUCUCUCAGGGAAAAAAGAAGGCCUAUAUUCAUGUGGGGUUUUUUUUGCUACUUUCACAGGGAUCCUGAACCCCUUGACACUCACAAAAAAUGCGGACAGAGUGUUGUCACUAUUCACCUGAUGAAUCAUAGCUCAAUGACACAAUACAAGCUUCACAUGUAGAUAGUUACAGGUUUGAUACUUCCUCUUUUCAAUCAAAAAGAUCAAAUAGCUCAGGAUAGGAAAAACAUGGAAUAAGACUCAAAAGAGAAAAUAAUACAGACCUAGAUGGACCAGUGAUUAGUUAUGGCAUGCAGUACUUUCCUAUGAAGUCAGAUGGAUCAGAUCUGCACUAUAGAAAAGGAACUAUGCCUAAUUCUGACUAUAUACGUUUCAUGGAUUAACUUUCUGAGUUCAGACAAACUUAUAUAAUCACAUUCUGACAAAUGUAUGGUUCCUAAAUGUGCAAGAUUAGGAUUCCAGUAAAAUUUGGAAAAGGAAUUCUGAUACUUACUAUUACCCACUGGUUGCACUUGGGCAAGCCAGUCACUCUCACAGUCCGUCCAUACAGAGCACAGAACCCGCGCCCUCCCAGGUAUUUGCAGGGGGCAUCCAAAUGACGGCUCAUGCAAAAUCAAAUGCUUUCACCACAAAGUAAGAAAACCCUGCUUUGUAGCGAAUUACUUUGUUAGUGGGUUUAUUCUGCACAUCCUUGGAAGGCAUGGAGUAAAGCCACUAUGGCUGCUGUCUGGAAUAGCCAAUCAGAAGUCCUGGGACUUCUGAAGGGAUAGUCCAGACAGUAGUCUCACUUUUUUCUGGGCUAAAGCAGCCCAGAAAAUGGCAAGGGCACCAACCCCUUUCCCAAGCCCCCCAAAAUUCCUGCAAAAAAGAAAAUAACUUAUGGGGCUGGCAUUUCCUUGCUGCUGGCCCUCUCUUAGCAAUUAGGAAUGAUGAGCCAGGAGUAGCGGGGGAGGAAAAGAGCUCCUACCCCCCCCCCCUCCCCUCCCCUUCACCUGGCACAUUAUUCCUAAGUACCAGGAGAGGGUCAGUAGCAAGGAAAUGACAGCCCCAUAAGUUAUUUUCUUUUUACAGGGGUUUUAAAGGGGAUUUGGGGAGGGGGUUAGGGUGUCUGGGUGUUCUCCUGAAAGCGCAGACUUCAGGCUGGUGCAUGGACAGAAGGCUGCCCUGACCUGGGUUUUUCAAACCUGGGUCGGCACAGACUUCUUCCCUGUCUGGAACCGCCCUCAGCCUAAGAGGAAGACAAUGGGAAACCUUGCCGUUGUUGGGAGUACAGAUUUUGACAAAAUUUGCUUACCUCUGUUAAAGGUUGAGAGGGUAUGUAGUGCUUAAAGUCACUUACUGGGUUUCCAUGAAUGAACAAGGAUUCCAAUCCGAGUCUGUCAGUCUCCUAGUCCAACGCCCAAACCAUUACUUCAUGCUACAAAGCAGGAAAACUUGUUCUGAACAAAUCUUGCCAGGAAAAAUAGGUUUGGCAUCAGAUUCAAUGGACGUAAUAACAAUAGCACAAAUCCCCUAAAGGCACCAGAUCUGUCUGGUUUUGGGAACUAAGUAGGAUCAGCUCCACUCAGGACUUGGAUGGAUGACUGCCAAGAAAUACUACAUGACAUAAGACAUAUUUCAGAGGCAGAAACUGGUAAAACCAAAUCUGAGUUUCUCUUGCCUAAGAAACCCUAUGAAAUUCAGGAGAUCACCAUAAGUCGAUAGAUAAGUGGAAGGCACACUCACAUACAAGAAUUACAAUGACUCUUUUCUUUCCUCUUUUAAGAUUCAAGCAGCGUAGCCUCUUUGGUGCUUUUUGGUGAUAGUUUUUUUUUUUGUAUAACUGAUGAUAGUAUAAAUGGAAACAAAAUUAAGACAUACUUUCUCUAUGACUAGGAAUUUAUGUUAUGAUAGACAUUCUUUGUCUUGAAAAAAUAUACAAAUAAAAAAUGAAAAAAAUAAUUAAAACUCAAACAAAAUCA